Cadophora gregata is the source of this 3058-nucleotide messenger RNA. RefSeq lists its product as uncharacterized. The record is from RefSeq and is a predicted model, not a curated record. The coding region runs from base 1391 to 2755 and encodes 454 amino acids. The transcript has 3 exons. NCBI's taxonomy places the organism in Eukaryota, Fungi, Ascomycota, Leotiomycetes, Helotiales, Ploettnerulaceae.
CCGCCAACCACAUCUCUUGACACAAUACUUUGAGUUUAUCUCUGUUUCCCAGACGUGUAUAUGUCUUUUCUUUUCCUCUCUUCAUCGAGCACUCUCAGGCUGUUUAGAGUUUUAUAUAAUCGUGCCCCUUCGCACCUUGUGGUCUUUAUUGGCUUGUUGGUUUUGGAUAUGCGCGAGUUGCGCUGAGGUCUUCACGUCGUUUGCAGGCGAAUCGUCACAUCUGCAUUUGGGCAGAUUAGCCUUUCGAGAUAAGAUAUUUAUUGUUUGUAAGUUCGAGUCUUAUCUCAAGUAAUCUAAAUGCACUUUAGUGAUCGAUGGCCUGCCCUCGGCUAGAUCUUCCGAAUGUACAUGACCAGCCAGGACACAUUCGCUAUCUAGGUACGGAGGUAUAUCCUGUUCCUGCCGAUAGAUUGUGCAAGGCACAGCAAUCAAUAUGCACCAUGCAGGAGACAGUCUGCAUAUAUGUCGAAGCAUGCCAAUCAGAAUCCACGAAGCUUGUUGCAGACCUGAAUAUCACAUCCAUCUCCAAACCCCCACACGGCAUGCAGCAGACUGGCAGCGGCGGGCGGCGGCUUUCUCCCACAUAACCUUACCCUUAUCCUCGUUCGGAUUCCAACCCAGCCAUGAUACUCACAAUUGGUCAUCUCGUUCCUUCAUCUCACAGUCCCUUCACAUGCAAGCAAUGGUUCAAGCCAUGGCUGAGACAAGCACGUCAUUCUACUUUCUUUCCUCCAUCAACGUCUCAUUUGUUCGAGUCCUCAGUAACAGCUGAAGAUGUUCAACCAAACCACAGCCUGUACAUAGGAAUGUGCGAUGAAAAAAGCAUGGGAAGUGCACUAGAUACGCCUCGACAAGGCACAUCCAUACCACCCGUUCCCGUACCAUUACCCAUAUCCGCUAGCACGUUUCCUUAUCUCGACCCUCGUACGGUCCAGUCAAUUCUUUAAAUCUGCAAACUCAGAUCGGCAAAUCAUUAUCUGGCGCCUAUUUGCUGAAUUCGGAGAUGCGUUGCAGAGCCAUAGACGAUCGGAGGGUUUGUGCCCUUUGGUUUCCGGAAAGAAGCGCAAGAUGAGACAUCUAUCCUGUAAGACAGGCAGGUUGCUUUGCUGAACAGAGUUAAGUUUAUUCUCGUGCACGGGACAUAGUGUAAGAGUACGGGGAGGGGGAGGCAAGCACGUAUGGGGAAAAGAAAGUUCCGACUAUGGAGCUUCUGAUUCAUAAUCUCGAGAUACCCUGGGGAGAGGAAAUGUUAUCUCAGUAGUGCUUUUCGGUUUCGUUUCUUCAUAUCAUUGUUAUCUGUUCAGUCUUCCUAAGCUAAAUUGUUUUGGUGCUUCGUUCUGCAUAAAUCAGCUUUCGAGCUCCAGGCUGAGUAUCCUGUGGAUAAGCCAAAAUGGGAGACUUCGACCCUGCUUUUGUGCACGAGUUGGCGGUCCAGACUUGGAGUUUGUAUGGAGUCGGCAUGGUGUUGAUCCUCAUGCGGACAUAUGCUCGUAUACACCGCCUGGGAGUCCGAGGACUACAACCAGAUGACUAUCUCAUGCUAGUAGCCGGUGGUCUCUACACGACUCUCAUCGUCUGCUUGAACGUCAUUGCAGGUGGUGGUGGCAGUAAUCUGUAUCUUCCAGAAGACUAUGACACGUUCACUCCUCAGAACAUACAAGAAAGGAUCAAGGGCUCCAAAAUCGUCGUCAUUUCCGAACAGGCAAUGCUCAACGUAAUAUACGUAAUCAAAGCCUGCAUGCUCAUCAUGUACACCCGCCUCACCCUCGGCCUCCAAGUCCAACGCAUGGUCCUCUACCUCACAAUCUACGUCGCCCUAGGCUGGCUCGCCACCGAAAUCGCCUUCUUCACAGCCUGCACCCCCUUCAGCGGCUACUGGGCUAUGCCCCCUCCAAACCCACAAUGCACUACCCUCGAGCACUACGCCAUUAUCCAAGCCUGCUUCAAUAUCUCCUCCGACACCCUCAUGCUCUUCAUCCCCCUCCCCCUCAUCACCAAGCUCACUAUUCCCCUGAAACAGAAACUUGUCCUCCUCGUCAUCUUCUCUAUGGGUCUCUUCGUCAUCCUUGCCGCUGUCCUGACUAAAGUUUUCAACCUCUCCAACGUCUGGGACCCUUCGUAUAUGCUCUGGUACACCCGCGAAGCCUCCGUCGCGGUCUACGUCUCCAAUCUACCUAUGAUCUGGCCACUCCUCAGAGAGUGGUUCCCCUCGUUACGAGACCUCACACCAGGCCAUAAAUCGUCUGGUGUAUCGAAGAACUUGGCGUAUGGGCCGGGCACUGGAGGAGGAGCAGGAGGUAGACCGCACAGGACUAAUAUAGCGGGACGACACAUGCAUCUUGGUGGAAGCUUUGGCGGGAAGAGGUUAAGUGAUAACGGGAUUAUCACGACGAUUCGCGCGAAGGGGGAGAGUACGGAGGAACUGAGCACGAAAAGCUAUGAUACGGAGAGGGGGAUUUUACACAGCGAUACUAAUCCGGACGAGGAGUGGGAGAUGCGACCUACAACGAGAGGAGGCGAUGAUACUUUGGAGAGAGACGUGCAUUUGAAAGAAAGUGAUGGGGGUGGCAUCCAUAUGACGACUACAGUGCAGAUUUCUGUCUCAGGCGAGAAUACUCCUGCAAAGCCUGGAACUGGAGAGACGAGGGUCCAAAUUCCCAGACCAUUGAUUAUGGGGAGGAACCAGGAUCUGGAGAAAGGGUCACAAUUUGAUGCUUGGGAUUACAAGCAUGGCGGGCCUGAGUCGAGGAGGUGAAAUGGCGUAGCGCUGUAACGGUGACCUCGGUUGAAGUACUGCCAAGUUGGUGACUCUGUACUUAUAUGAGCGGCAGUGAUGGUUUACAUACAAACUGGAGUAUGGUGUUGGGAACUGCUAUCGAAUGUAGAGAGAGUACAACAGAACAAGAUAUAUCGUUCAAGCCUGUCUGGUUUAGAAAUGUGUACGUGCUUGCUUGCAAUUCUCUCUACUACAUUUCGUUUCAUCUCACAGAAUAUUGCCCGGUGCAAAGAGCUUUCUGUUGCUGACAUAUCGUGUUUACUAUCAUCCAGACUUGAAGGA